CUUUUAUUGAGUUCUUUUGAAGCUUCGCAGUAAAAUAUCGCCUAACGUUGCAAAGCGGAAGGAUCUUCCAUUUCUAUUCUCAUGGAGGACAAGGGAACUGAUGGAGAACAAGGAUCUGUAGAAACGAGUACAAGCAUAUUAGGUGGAAUUGAAUUUCAAGAACCCUAUGUGGGCAUGGAGUUUAAUUCUGAAGAAGAUGCCAGGAAAUACUAUGUUGAAUAUGCUAGACGGGUGGGAUUUGUAGUACGUAUCAUGCAACGUCGCCGUUCAGGUGUAGAUGGUAGGACUCUUGCCCGUCGACUUGGAUGUAACAAACAAGGUUUCUCUCCAAAUUGUAAGGGCACAAUUGGACCAGACAAAAAGCCAAGGCCAAGUGCUCGAGAAGGUUGCAAGGCAACAAUUUUAGUGAAGUUGGAAAAAUCUGGAAAAUGGGUUGUUACAAGAUUUGUAAAGGAUCACAACCAUCCUCUAAUUGUUACAGCAAAUGGGUUCAUCACACCGGUGAGCUUUUGUUCUGGUUUAAAUAAUACAUUCUGAAUUGGAGCUUUUUUAUUGACUUAAAUAAGGGUUAAGGUGC
This is a messenger RNA of Neltuma alba, 577 nucleotides long. RefSeq names its product protein FAR1-RELATED SEQUENCE 5-like. The record is from RefSeq and is a predicted model, not a curated record. The transcript is spliced from 2 exons. Bases 82 to 537 code for a protein of 151 amino acids. Lineage: Eukaryota; Viridiplantae; Streptophyta; Magnoliopsida; Fabales; Fabaceae.